AUGAAGAAUGGAUUGAAGAGUGCAACAGCCAGAGCGAAAACAUUCAAAUUCAUUCGGCUGGUGGCAACUGGAGAAACCUUACGAGCGAUGAGACGUCUAAUCAAUAUUUUUGGAUCCAACGAACGUUCACGUGCACUGCUGAUCCAGACCAUUUCGCGCUUGUUCGAAUCAACGACCAGAUGGAUUUACCGUCAGACACAAAAACUAUCACUUGUGGAUCCGGGCGUAAAUGGGUGUACAAAGGUGAAGUCGUUCUCAAUGUUGGAUGCUACACAGGCACACGGGCAGAUUGGAUCCAAAAGUCCGAAGAAGAGGAAAGAAUUCGAAAUUGGAUGGGCGAGCAUCACGGAGCUAGAGAGGAUCAAAAGGAUUGGACAUGGAGCAGCACCCAUUAACACCGAUAAUAUAAUCAGGAAGCAAGUCGCCGUUGUACCGGCAGACUAUGUGAAUGCUAUUUGGGAAGGAGAGGCUUUCUCAGAGGACAACUACUACAUGAGAACGGGG
Mesorhabditis belari is the source of this 504-nucleotide messenger RNA. The record is from the annotation of a GenBank genome assembly. Lineage: Eukaryota; Metazoa; Nematoda; Chromadorea; Rhabditida; Rhabditidae.